CCCUGACGCGACCGCUUUUCGCCACUAAAUAUAGGUUUUAAUCGCUCAAUGAAAACACCAGCUGUACCCUGCUGACAGCACUGUUUCAUAUUCCCCAGUGGGAAUGGGAUGUUUUUGAUUUUACAGCCGUCCCGGAGGAGAAUCUUAGCUCCAUCACAAUGACAGAAAAUAAACAGAUGCCAUGAUAUCUGACUGUCUGUGCAGCUCCAGGGAAGUCACGGUAGCGUUAGCAACCUCUGCAAAUUAACAGUUAAUGUGCACAAGAGGGUUUGAAGGAGAAAAACUUUACCUGCCUCACUGACCCACACCUAACGUAACAACGCGAGCACCAUUUCCGGGCUCGUGACAUCGGCUAUAGUGGAGCGGGACGUCGGAGUGAGGGGCGCGGGGAGCGGAGCGGUGUCGGUUAACAUAGCCGGGCUGGUGGACGACAGCAUGGCUGCGGGAAAGGGAGCUGGCAAACCCUCCUCGAUGUGGGACAACAUGCGGAUACGGUUCAUCGUUUGCUUCCUCGGAGUCUUCGUCUGUUACUUUUACUACGGAAUAUUACAAGAGACUAUCACUCGAGGUGAUUAUGGCCAGGGGGACCAAAAGGAGAAGUUCAGAUUUGCCCGGACAUUGGUCUGCAUCCAGUGCAUUAUCAGUUGUCUGUUUGCUAAGAUCUUGAUCCAGUUUUUCGAGGGCUCCAAGCCGGAUCUCACCAAGAGCUGGCUCUAUGGGCUGUGUUCCCUCUCGUAUCUUGGAGCCAUGGUGUCCAGUAACUCCGCCCUUCAGUAUGUCAACUACCCCACACAGGUUCUGGGGAAAUCCUGCAAGCCCAUACCUGUGAUGAUCCUCGGGGUGACAAUACUGAGGAAGAGGUACCCGCUUGCUAAGUAUCUGUGUGUGCUGCUUAUUGUGAGCGGUGUAGCGCUGUUCCUCUACAAACCUAACAAGAGCUCAGCUGUUGCAGAUGACCACAUUUUUGGGUUUGGAGAGAUUCUGUUGCUGGUCUCUCUGACAUUGGACGGUUUGACUGGUGUGGCCCAGGACCACAUGAGGGCUCGCUUCCAGACGAGUGCCAACCACAUGAUGCUGAACAUCAACAUGUGGUCCACUCUGGUGCUGGGACUAGCGAUAUUGUGGACAGGGGAGGUAUGGGAGUUCCUGAGUUUUACUGAGCGCCACCCGAGCAUCAUCUACAAUAUUCUUCUGUUUGGACUGACCAGCGCUUUAGGCCAGACCUUCAUCUUUAUGACGGUGGUGUACUUUGGGCCUCUGACUUGCUCCAUCGUCACCACCACGAGGAAGUUCUUCACCAUCCUUGGCUCCGUAAUUCUGUUUGGCAAUGUCAUGACUUCGAUGCAGUGGAUUGGCACCAUUCUGGUGUUCCUCGGUCUCGGACUGGAUGCUAAAUUUGGCAAAGCCCCCAAGAAGACGACACACUAAAACAUCUGGAGCUUUUGAGAGAAAGAUUUCAGAGGAAAAACACUCUAUAGCCAGUAUCUUACUUUCAUAGGACGUCCUGUACAGGCAUACUGUAUGUGCCUAUGAUUUGUAGUGUGGUCAGAUUUUUAACUUAACUGUAUUUAAAAGAGAGUCCAGCUUCUGUUGUGUACUGUUGAUAUAUUGGAGAGACGAGUUUUACUUGGGAUCAAGUCCUGAAUGAACUGUGAUGAGCAUUAAUUUUUUUUUUUUUUUUUAAAAACCACAAGAUACCACACUCGGACUGGCAGAAAGACGCAGGUGGAAAAUGUUGUAUUUAGACAAAUCUUUGUUUCUCAAACCAGCUCACCUCCCUUGGAUGGACACUGAAACCAAACAAGGCCUAAGACAUACAUUUCCAGCAUUUGUCUCAUGAACUUGCCACCAAAAAAGGCUUGGUUUACAACUGUACAAACUGUUGCUUGAAUAUGUGUAAUUAUCGCACACAAAGUGUAUUUCUUGGUAAACAAUCAGCCAAGUAUCAUGUCAUUUAUAAAACAUAAACGGUUAUAUGUAGCCUGUGUUACGUCCAGUCUUACUAUUGAAUUGUUUUUACUUUUAUUUUCUACAAGUUGAAAAUAACUUGCCAUAAAAGGGACAUUGUGAUAUUUUCA
Epinephelus moara (kelp grouper) is the source of this 2078-nucleotide messenger RNA. RefSeq names its product solute carrier family 35 member B1 (gene slc35b1). The transcript has 9 exons. The record is from RefSeq and is a predicted model, not a curated record. Lineage: Eukaryota; Metazoa; Chordata; Actinopteri; Perciformes; Serranidae. Gene Ontology annotation, biological process: UDP-galactose transmembrane transport. Gene Ontology annotation, molecular function: UDP-galactose transmembrane transporter activity; UDP-glucose transmembrane transporter activity. Bases 436 to 1428 code for a protein of 330 amino acids. Gene Ontology annotation, cellular component: endoplasmic reticulum membrane; Golgi membrane.